Molecule: messenger RNA, 1921 nt
Organism: Girardinichthys multiradiatus
Lineage: Eukaryota; Metazoa; Chordata; Actinopteri; Cyprinodontiformes; Goodeidae
Gene: glipr1a
Product: GLI pathogenesis-related 1a
Exons: 6
Coding region: 780-1553 (257 amino acids)
Cellular component (GO): extracellular region
Source: RefSeq, a predicted model, not a curated record
ACAACUAUUUCAUACCAGUGAAAGCCAAACAUUAUUAGUAUUUAAACGUUUGGACUAAAACUUUAUACCAGUGACCCAGCUUAGAAGAAUUCAUAGAUUUUUAGAUUUCUUACAAGGAUUGUAUUCUUACUAGUAAACCCCCAAGGAUUAUUAAUGACAUUUGAUUUGUUUUUCUGUUGUUUGAUUUUCUGUAUCAUUAGCAGGGCCUUGAGUGCCUUGUUGCUGAAAAGCGUUAUAUAAAUAAACUUGACUUGACUUGACUUGGAGUAGAUCUCCAAAGCAAAAAAGCAUAUGUCUCCAAAUUGCACCUAGGUUGUGCUAAGUUGGCUGCUGAGAGCAAAGGAGAUAGUAUUUCAAUUCAAAUGCAGGCCAUCAAAUGUGACUAAGUAAUUGGAGAUGUGGCCAUCUGAGGAGGAGGCUGUUCUAUAAUAAUUUAUGUUAACCUUGCUCAAGAAAUUUCAGGCUUUGAUGCACGGCAGGUUUCAACAUACAGGUUCAUGUCUUUAGCUUACAAAAAUAUUUCAACCUUAAUAGCAAGGUUUUAAAUGGCUCCAAAAUGCUAGAAGAUUAAGGGGGUGCAUUUUAUGUUUACCAUAAAUAGAAAGUAUAUUGAGCCACCUAUUUUUUUAAAGCUGCAUUAUUAGUUUGAUGCAAAACAUAAAUGUAAACGUAUUCCAGUAAAAAAAAAAAAAAAGAUUACAUCCUGUUUCUCAAAAGUGAAUCAUUUCCUGUGGCAGUUAAACUUGCUGCAGUUUACAGCUUUGCAGAGAACUGUGAAGAUGUUGCUGUGGGCCCUGAUCAUCCUGGAUUUGGGAGCUUUCUCUGUGUCACUGCCACAAAUCAAUGAAAAGGAAUUUAUUGACGAAUGUGUGAGGGAACACAACAGCCAUCGAUCAGCUGUCCAUCCACCAGCGAGCGACAUGCUGUACAUGUCAUGGGAUGAAGCUUUGGCUGUUACUGCCAGAGCAUGGGCGGGACACUGUAAUUUUCAACACAACAUCUACCUGAAGGAGGUCCAGCGUGAGCACCCUACCUUUCACUCCGUAGGAGAAAACCUAUGGACAGCCCACCCGCCAUCGAUUUUCAGCGUAAAGGGUGCCAUACAAAGCUGGGUGAACGAAAGCAAGGAUUACAGCUACCAGAGAAACAGCUGUACACAUGUCUGUGGCCACUACACACAGGUUGUGUGGGCAAACAGCUACAAGGUUGGUUGCGCUGUCCAGCUCUGCCCAAAUGGGGUCAAAACAUUUACCGCUCAUGAGGGUGCCAUUUUUGUAUGCAACUACGGCCCAGGUGGUAAUGUGAUCGGAAGACGUCCUUAUGAAUCUAACGGGGCUCCCUGUUCUAGAUGUAAAGACAGCUGUGUGGACAGGCUCUGUUGCAGUAAAGGAGACAAAUUGAGAAGCUAUAACUGUACUCCAGACUGGGACCCUGCCUCAAGAAGCAACAACUUUGCGGAUGUUCUGAUCGUCCGGACCGUGGUCCUCAUCUUGACGUGUAUUUCUGCAUACGCAGUCCAUUACCUUUACCCCGAUGUCUUCUGCUACGAGUAGAGCUUUGUGGCAUUUUGAUGGGAGACCCAGUUGGACAGCAACUCAUGAUGACCUGGAAAUUGAUUUUUUUAAUAAAAUAGGACAUCAUCAAGCAAUGAAGAGCAUGUCACCAUUAUCUGAUCAAUCACAAUAUGACUAGAGAAAACAUCUCCACUGUUCCAUUUUCCUGGCUUCUAUGUAGAUAGCUCCAAACCUUCUUGCCUGGAUUUUUCUGUGGAUGAUGCCUGUAUGGAAAACGUGAACCAUACAAUAGUCCUCCCACGCCUUUAUUAACUUAAGCAUGAAUAUCUGUCCCCUAUAAACGAACCUUUGAGUCAAAUUCCUUGUUUGUAUGUACGAACUUGGCAAUAAAGCUGAUUCUGAUUUAA